Molecule: messenger RNA, 3992 nt
Organism: Homalodisca vitripennis (glassy-winged sharpshooter)
Lineage: Eukaryota; Metazoa; Arthropoda; Insecta; Hemiptera; Cicadellidae
Product: dnaJ homolog subfamily A member 1-like
Exons: 8
Coding region: 178-1380 (400 amino acids)
Biological process (GO): protein refolding; response to heat
Cellular component (GO): cytoplasm; cytosol
Molecular function (GO): ATP binding; Hsp70 protein binding
Source: RefSeq, a predicted model, not a curated record
AUCACUAUACAGGAACCAACAAAGUAGAAGGCAAAAGCCAACUGCUACUCGUCACUCAUUUUGUUGAAGCAAGCGUACGCUGCGGGACUAUCGACGUUUAAUUUUUAGCUGUGAUUUUAUUGGUGACUAGUUGCCAAGUCCUGUUACUUUGUUUAAGGUAUUGCUGUGAUUUAGAAAAUGGUUAAGGAAACUAUGUACUAUGACAUUUUGGGUGUCAAGCCUAACUUCACCACCGAUGAACUAAAGAAAGCCUACAGAAAACUCGCAUUGAAAUAUCAUCCAGAUAAAAACCCAAAUGAAGGGGAAAAGUUCAAGCAAAUCUCACAAGCGUACGAAGUUCUAUCAAAUCCAGAGAAACGGGCAAUUUACGAUAAAGGCGGUGAACAAGCCCUGAAGGAAGGUGGAGGUGGAGGUGGCUUUUCCUCCAACCCAAUGGAUGUGUUCGACAUGUUCUUCCGCAGUGCGUUUGGCGGUAACAUGCGUGGCCCUGGUGAGCGCAGGGGUAAAGACGUGGUGCAUCAGUUGUCUGUCAGUCUAGAGGAUCUCUACAAGGGUGCAGUUAGGAAACUGGCACUAGAGAAAAACAUUAUAUGUGAAAAAUGUGAAGGGAGGGGAGGCAAGAAAGGUGCAGUGGAAAAGUGCAUGACUUGCCAGGGUUCUGGAAUCUAUGUGCAGAUACAGCAGGCGUCACUAGGAAUGAUACAGCAAGUAAAAUGUGUGUGCGGUGACUGCAAUGGCCAGGGCGAGAAAAUUGCUCCAAAAGACCGCUGCAAAACAUGUCAGGGAAAGAAGACUGUGAGAGAUCGCAAAAUCCUGGAGGUACAUGUAGACCCUGGAAUGGUUGACGGCCAGAAGAUCACAUUCUCAGGAGAAGGAGAUCAAGAACCCGGAUUCAAGCCUGGUGAUAUUGUCAUAGUGUUGGAUGAGAAAGACCACCUAGUGUACAAGCGAACUGGAAACGACCUGAUUCUGCGAAUGCACAUUGAAUUGGUAGAAGCCCUUUGUGGGUUCCAGAAAGUGAUCCAUACCCUGGAUAACAGAGAUCUUCUCAUCACCGUCAUACCAGGUGAAGUCGUUAAACAUGGAGACGUGAAAUUUGUACUCGGGGAAGGGAUGCCCCAGUACAAGAACCCAUUCGAGAAAGGUCGUCUCAUCAUCCAAUUCCUUGUCAACUUCCCUACAAGUCUCCCAGCAGAAGUUAUCCCCAGGCUAGAGUCCUGUUUACCGCCUAGAGAAGAACAAAUGGUGCCUGACGACGCUAUUGAGUGCUUGUUGGAGGACAUGGAUCCAGAGGCAGAGGCACGGCGGCGUGAGUACCGCAAUGCUUGCGAUGAGGAUGAGGGCCACGGAACGCCACGUGUCCAGUGUACAACAAACUGAACAUCAUUGCACACACCUAAUCCAUUCCCAACACCUGACAGAGGCAGAUGUGAUUCAAUCUUCGUUCAUUUCUCAUUUCCUCUCUAUUAAAUUACAUAAUAGCAUAAUUUGUUGUUAUAAAAAUCUUAUUUUUAUAAAUUUAUUUUAGUAUAUAAAUGCCACAUGUUACUCAUUUUGAAGAACAGAACAGUCUUUGUGAACAGCAGUGAAGUAUUAAAACGAGCAUAAUUUUUUGCAAUUUCUUUGCUUAACCCUUUAAUUGCCAAUGUCUGAUAGGUCAAAUAUGUAGAAAACUAUGGAUAAUUAUUACGUGUAAGGAGCAUGAUGAAGUAUUUUUAUAAACAAGAUGAAUUUUUAGUCCAGUUGGUAAGAAUGAUUAUGUAAAAAAUAGGCAAACCUAAUUGUUUGUUAAUUAUGAGAACAGAGCUUUGUCGUGUUAAAAAAAAAAACUGUUAGUUGUUUAUUUUGUCCCAUAAUAUAGUCUUUAUUUUGCACCUCUACUGUAUAUAAAGUGUACAAAUAAGAAAAAUCCAAAAUACUAAACAACAAUUGUACCACAUUACAGCAUACUACAUACUAUUAACAUGCGUACAGUAUAAUAUUAGCUAAGAAGUAAAAUAUGUUUUUUUAAGACUAAACAUGAAAUUAAGAAAUAAUACUCGGGUUAAAGCCGUAUAAAAUACCAGUUUGACUACAUUUAUUUUCUGUAGGAAAAUGCAAUUAGUUGGCAGUAAAAGGGUUAAAGUUUGCAUUUGUUUUUGAAGGUAUAGUAAAAAUCAUAAGUAUAAUGAUUUGACCAAACAUAAUAUACACCCCCCUGAGCAUAAUGAACAUACCAUAAAGUAAGAAAAAAUGUACUUCCAUAUAAUUAUACACAAUCGUCAUUAUUUAAUAUCCAUAGUGAUCUUAGGUUUGAGAAGUUAUAAUCUCAUUAAAAUUAUGUGGUGUAUUGAUGGAUGGUGUAUUUAUUUUGUUGAGUAGUAUUAAUAAAAGUACUUGUAUGCAUGAUUUUGUCCCUAGCAAAAUAAAUGUUUGUUGAAUAUUUAUGUUGAGAAGUGAAACCUAUUAUUUAUGGCUCUAAACCAGAAGGUUAGAUGAUUGAGAACCAGCAAAAACUCUAGUAGGUGGAGCACUUGUUAUGUUAUUAUUGAUAAUUCACAAUAAUUACUGAUAUUUGACCAGCACUACAGAGAAAGUGGAGAGAUUUAAAAGUGUAUUAAUCAGAGUUUGACUUUGUUGUCUACUUUCACCUGUUCUAAGGAAGCCAGUAAUACUGGCAAAAUAUCAGUCUUAUUGUUUCUUUGAGAUACAACUUUACAAGUGCUCCUACUUAGUUAAGUUGUUCUGGUUCACAAGUUAUCCUAACCUUGUAUAUCUCGUUGUGUCAAUAACGUUAGCUGUUCCUGUAUGCAGGGGUCCUGCAAAGUGUUGGAAAGGUGUGAUGUUUUUUAUUUGUUAUGAGUUACGUUCAUUAUUAAUUUUUUUUUUAUUAGUUACAAAUAAUCUAGAAAUAGUUACAUUUUUUCAUCCUGCAAACUCACGUAAAUAAUCUUGGAAUUCUGUUUAUACCUAAAAAUGUGAAUGUCCAAAGAGAUUUGGCAAUAGGAUGCAAAAUAUAAAUCUGAUCCUGACCCACUUAUUUAGGUCCAUCCACCCCUUAUUGGAUACUUUUAGCGCCCCUGUAUUUGUAUAGUACAUAAUAUCGAUCAAAUUAAAGUGGUGUAUCUAACUGCUGCUUCUGUAUAUUUUGAUAGUUCAUAUCCGUUCAGUUAUAAGAGAGUUAAGGUUGAGUUAAGAGCACUGCAAAAUCUUGAAAGUUCCACAGUGCACAUUCCAACGUGCGCUUAUUAGUCUUAUUUUUAUCUCCUCAUUUAUAACUAUUUUGGUCACAUGUAGAGUUUUCUUGCAACGUAGUAGUUUUGGUAGAAUUAUUAAUGUAGUUAAUUUUUCUUUCCAUAAUUGAGUGAAUAAACAUUGUCCAAAUUCUGUAUCACACAUCUAAAGGGUUUAGUUGGUAUUGUUGAAUUUUAAUCUACCUGAAAAACUAUCUAAUAAUUCAAUAUAAUAGGUUGGAUAAGGUAGUAGUAUCAGAAUUACCUUUACAUAAUUGAAAGUUUAGAACUGUUGUUUUUUAUAAAGAAACACUUGUUUUUAAUGUAAGUGAAAUAUUACAUGCCUCACUCAGUCAUUUUGUAAUAAACCAUAGAGUUUGGCCUUUCUUUCUGUGGUUGACAGAGUGCUUAGUGGACACCACAGCUUCCAUAGAUUUCCAACCUGUAUUUCUAUGUCAAGAUGGAGAGUCUCACUUUCUAAUUAAGUUUAACUACCUGUUUUUCUGUCCAAUACAAUCUCCUCUCUCAUUGAGUACGUAUGUUUUUAGUUUACACAUAAUUUUAGUUCAAAGUAUAAGAAAGAGAAAUAGUUAUGAAAUAUAUUUUAUGUAAACUUUUUUGUGAGAACACAUUGGCAUACAUAUUAAUAUUUUUUAUUAUGAGUGGCUAUUUAAUGAACUAUAAAUUACAAUUAGUGUAUUUUACAUUUAGUUUUUGGUUUGAGGAUAAAUUUGUUAAUCGUGCGAAAAUGGUAAUAAAAUGAUGAGAUAUUAUAAGGUA